CCACAUUAUUCUGCUUUGCCAUUCCCCAUUCGGGUUUGUGAUUUUUUUUGCAUCCCCGUACUCUCAAUUCGCAUUUAGCUUUGAACGCGCGAGAGUACCGCACACACUUGGUCGACAAUCUUCCUUCUCACACUUUUGCUUCGACCGUGAUAUAUUUCUUCCGUUUUUUCCCCAUACAACUUGAGCAAUUUUUUUUGGCGCUGCGCAAUUACCGACGUGCCACAGGUUGUCAUGAAGCCCACUAUCAAGUUCGCAUUGCUGUGCGUUGUGGCGCUUCUUGCUACCGCCACCCGUGUCCCGUAUGCCCAAGCGGCAACGUGUGCCACCGAUGAUUAUGAUGUAUGCGGAAACUGCCAACAGGGCGACUCGGAAACAGCUCAAGGCAGCUGCUGCGUACCUAUUCUUUUACUAUUGUGCGGAGCGUACGACCGCUCGUGCCGGAAACCUUCCCCCAAUUGCUGCUCGGGCUUCUGGGGCUCGCAGUGCACCGACUGUCCCGCUGGCUCGCAGUGCCCGGGAGGCAUCAAUGGCAUUUCCCAACCGUGCGCGCCGGGCACCUUCUCCACUGGCUUUGCUGCUGCAUGCAGUGCUUGCCCGGCCAACCAGUACCAACCCAAGUCAGGAGCUACAUCGUGCGUCGCCUGCCCAAGCUUCUCGACCAGCACCGAAGGCUCUGCCAAAUGCACGUGCAACGCAGGGCGGUAUGGCAUCAACACCAACACCACGAACAUGUCCUGCUCGGUGUGUGAGCCUGGUUUCCAAUGCAGCAACAGCAUCCGCACCGCUUGCCCGGCAGGUUCGGUCCAGCCCUCCAGCGCGGGCUCGAGCUGCACGGCUUGCCUCGUCAACCAGUACCAAAAUGCCACGGGACAGACAAGCUGCAAGCCUUGCCCUACUUUCUCAACCUCAUCCAGCGGCGCUGCUCGCUGCACCUGCGAUGCCGGCCGCUACAUGGUCCAAGAUACGUGCCAAGCUUGCGAACCAGGCUUUUAUUGCCCCGGCGACAACACCCGCUACGCUUGCCCCGCAAACACGUACCAGGCCUCUUCGGGCAGCUCGUCGUGCCCUGCAUGCCCGGACUUUUCGACCUCCUUUGCCAAUUCCGUUGUGUGCACGUGCGAUUCAGGCCGGUACCUCGACGUCGACUCUGGCAUGUGCGUGACCUGCCCCGCUGGCAGUCGCUGCGCCACAAACAGCAACACCCGCACUCUGUGCUCUGCCGGUCAGUACCAGGACGAAGUGGGCCAAACGAGCUGCAAGGUCUGCCCAGACUCGAGCUGGUCGACCGCCAAUGCCACCGGCUGCACCUGCAAUGUCGGACUCUGGAUGGACGGUUCCUCCUGCUCCAGCUGCGCUGCCGGCAAUCGGUGCAUCGGAGACAACUUGCAGCAUUCAUGCGACAUUGACACGUACCAGGACCAGGCUCAGCAGUCUACGUGUGCCAGCUGCCCCGUUGGCUCGACCGCAACCAGUGGCUCCUCUGGAUGCACAUGCGGCGCCAAUUAUGCAAGCUCUGGUGCUGGCAGCACACUGCACUGCACACUCCUCGGCGCCCUGAGCGUUGCUCCAAUGUCACGACUUGUCUAUGCCAACGAGGGCGAUUUCAUCACCUUGGUCUUUUCCAGCACUGUCACAGAGUCCGACGCCAACUGCACCGUGCUUGUCCUCGGUACCAGCUCUGCCCUCGCCGGUCACGACUACAACUUUGAGUCGUCUCUCACGCUCUUCUUUGACCGAGCAAGUGGCAACGGUGCAACUCUCAACCUGACCAUCCCCGCCAACAACCUCGCUCGCCCGCGCACGAAUCUCUACUUGCGACUGGCAAAUCCCAACGGUGCAAUCUUGGACACGUUCACCGAUGUGCACAUUGCCAUUCAGGCCGCCAACAUUCCGAGCGGAGCCUUCGAGUUUUCAGCGUCCAAUCGCACCAUGACCGUGGCCCCCUUGGGAUCGGUCGUCCUGACUCUUGAGCGGAUUGGUGGAAGCGACGGCACUGCGCAAGUGUCUGUGGCGCGCUCUGACUCGCAGCCCAACCUCGUCUUCAACUUUGCCAGCGGACAGACUGUGUGCCGAAUUUCGAUGCCAAUCUCCUCCAAUGACCAGCCUGCGCUCGGCUACAACAUUCAGCUCAGUAUUGCGUCCGUGGUCACGAGUGUUCUGCCAAGCGAAAUGGGAACCUUCUCUAGUGCCGAGCUUGUGGUUCAGGACACUGUGGAUGCCCAUGGUGUGCUGGCCUUUUCUGCCGCGUCCUUCACGGGAUCGGAGGAAUCGGGUGCUGUGGUUGUGACAAUCACUCGCGCUCGAGGGCUCUUUGGCUCUGUCUCUGUUCGCUUGACGACCUCUUCCGGAACGGCGCUCGAAGGAUCCGACUUUGUUGGGCUCGACACAACUAUCGUGUUUGACGCCGGUGUCAGCUCUGUUUCGACCGCCAUUACAGUGAUCGACGACACCAUUCCCGAGCUGGCAGAAAACUUUGUUGUCGCCUUAUCGUCACCCACUGGCGGCGCGAUUCUCUCGAGCAGCAACCCAAUCCAGACCGUCUGCACCAUUAGCGAAAACGACGACGCCCGAGGCGUCCUUUCGUUCGAGAGGGCAUCGCUGACUGUCGACGAAAAUGUCGGCCAAGCGGUUCUCACCGUGCUUCGAACCGGCGGCGCCUUUGGAUCGGUCACGGGCUUUGUCUUGACGGUCUCUGGCACGGCUACCGCAGGUACUGACUUUGUAGCACUCCCGUCCUUGCCUGUUGUCUUUCCUGAAAAUGUCACAGCCGUCAACGUGAGUGUGACCAUUCUCAACGACGACCUUCCCGAGCUGGAUGAGAGCUUUGUUGUGUCGCUCAGCAGCAACGGUCUUGGCGGCGUGCGCAUUGGAGCGCAGGCUUCCACCACUGUCACCAUUCGAGCCAACGACAACUAUGCCGGCCUGUUCUCGUUCGACACGGCCGGGGCUUCCGCUGACGUGGCUGCACGAACGACCCUUUUUGAAGGCUCCUCCUUCAACAUCACCGUACUGCGCAACGCUGGGUUGUUUGGCGCCCAGUCCCUGACCGUCAAGUCGGUGUAUCCAUACCCAGAGACCUCGGCCGCAGAUGUUCUCAUUGACAGCCAGCUGGACUUUGCCGACGGAGAGCGCAUCAAGGUGGUGACAAUCACAGUGCCAGACCAAGGCGCGGGCGAGCGACCUGCACGCCGAUUUGACUUGCAGCUCAGCCUUGCAGUGGGCAGUCUUGCUACGUUGAGCGGCGCAUCUGCGUACAUGGUCAUCGAGCCCGUCUCCACCGUCGGGGGCGUCGUUGGCAUCACCGUGAACGGAUCAUCCCUCAUUGCCGAGGGCUCGAAUGUGACGUUGACCAUUGCCCGCACGCCCAACCCAGUCACAGGCACGUUGCCCGUUUCCGUGUACUACCGAACCGUUUUUGGAAAUCCUUCCUCGGUUGCGGAUGGCACGGACGCCGAUGAUCUCCAAGUACAGCAAGGGCUGGUCACAUUCCAACCAAACCAGUACAGCACCACCAUUCAAGUCACAACCAUCCAGGACUCGCGCCCAGAGCAAGACGAAAUUUUCUAUGUUGAGCUGUUCGACGUUUCUGGCAUGUUCAUUUCUCAAGCCCACGGCCGUGUGGCUGUCACGAUUGCCGCCAAUGACAACGCCUACGGCGUGGUCUCGUUUGCGAAUCACACGCUAACGGCCGUGUUCGCGCAGGGCUGGUUGCGCAUUCCAGUCGUCCGUACCGGCGGAGUGUUCCGUGAUACGCAGGUGACGAUUGAACAAAACGCCUACGCUAUUCGCAGCGCAGAUGAUCAAGGCCGAGAGGGCUCAGCGCGCGACAAUCGCCAGUUCGUGAUGACGGAGACCUCCGUCACAAUCCCGGCCGGCUCGAGCGAGGCGAAUUUCAACCUUUGGCUUUUGAACCCGACCGACCUCCAGCAUACCGUCUACUCGUUUACUUUGAACAUCACUGGCGCGACGAACGGCACCGUUCUGAGCAAUGGCGAGGACGAACUGAUUGUCACUGUCGAUCUCGUUGUGCCCGAAGCGGCCAGCUCCCAACCAGUUGCACUGAUCAUGGGUGCAACUCUGGGCUCGUUGCUGGUGCUGUUGGCCCUCGGCCUUCUCUUGAUCGCAUACUGCCGUCGUCGCGAACCGAAGAUUACAAACAAGUCUUCCGGCAGCCUCACGCACACGCUGGACACGAGCUCGACAAUCUUGGACUUCCAGGCUACGUUUGACCCCGUGUACGCCGUGGCCGUUCGUCAACCCGUCCUCCAUUCCACCAACGAGAUGAUUUCCACACUGCCUGCCUACGCUAUGGCGAUUCGCAAGGCCGACCGCUCCGUUCCAGUUGGCUAUGAUGUGUUACAGCCCGUGCCGGCCCACGCGGCCUCCCCUUCCGCAGCUGGCUACGCCCUCUUGCAAGGGGCUACGGAGGUUGGCGGCUAUGCCAUCUUGCAGAACUCCAAGGUGGCCAACGGUCCCCAGCGUACCAUCAGCGAGCGACUGUACGGUGUCGCCAGUUCUGAAACUGGCGCAGCGAGCACCAUCCGCGAAAAUCUCGUUCUGGGCAACCCCAUCGGCGACGGAUUCUUUGGUCAGGUGGUGGCUGGCGUGCUCCCCAUCGUGUAUGCCUCGCGAGACCUCCACCUCAAUCCCAUUGUCGACAGCCCCGAGCACGUUGCUGUUGCUGUCAAGCUGCUCAAGGUCACCGCCAAUGAGAAGGACCAACGCGACUUCCGUUCGGAAGCCUCCAUGAUGGUCCAAUUCAACCAUGCCAACAUUGUGACUGCGAUCGGAGCCCUGCUCGAGCAGCAGCCCAACAUGCUCGUCCUCGAGUUUAUGCCUUACGGCGACCUUCAAACCCUUCUUGUCAAGUGCAGCGUUGGCAACAUCACCUGGACUCCGCGCGAAGUGGCGCAUGCCAUGCGACAGGUUGCCUCGGCAAUGGACUACCUUGCGCGCCAGCAGUUUGUGCACCGCGACCUCGCCGCCCGCAACUGCCUGGUUGGCCCAAACCUGACCGUCAAGCUCGCCGAUUUCGGCCUCGCUCGCCGUGUUGACAGCGGAUGCUACCAGCUGCAGACUCGAGGCCGCUUGCCUGUGCGCUGGCUUGCCAUCGAAUCGAUCGGCUACCUCACGUUCACCACCGAGUCAGACGUUUGGUCGUACGGCGUCCUGGGAUGGGAAGUCAUGUCCUACGGCCUCAAUCCGUAUGCCAACCUGCCCUUCGAAGAGAUGCUCCGACACCUCGAAUCGGGAGCUCGCUUGCCGCAGCCCGAUACGUGCCCCGUGCACAUUUGGUCGUUGCUGCGCAGCUGCUGGGAGCCCAAUCCCGCCGACCGCCCCAUCUUCCCGGAUAUUCUCACCUUCUGGGAAGAAGAGGCCAGUGCCACUGUUCAUCAAGAGCUGCGUGAUCUCGGGAAGAUGGUUGCGCAGCAGCAGCAACAGCAGCAGUAGAAGCGAGUGUUUCUAGCUGCUUUCGUUUUUUGCUUUAUUUACAGCCUUUUCGUGGAUAGUUUGUGAAUUCUUUUUUCGAUCGUGAUUUGCGUUUUCCAAGUACUUUUGAGAGUUUGUUUUGUUUUUCGUUUUUACCCCCGGACUAAGCGUUUGAUGCCUUUGCAUUAUUAUUCGAACAUGAACAUGUAGACUAGAACUUAUCGAUAUUACCCAUUAAACCAUCAUUCUUUUCUCA
Capsaspora owczarzaki ATCC 30864 is the source of this 5686-nucleotide messenger RNA. RefSeq names its product ephrin type-A receptor 4a. Bases 232 to 5451 code for a protein of 1739 amino acids. The record is from RefSeq and is a predicted model, not a curated record. Gene Ontology annotation, biological process: protein phosphorylation; multicellular organism development; cell communication. Lineage: Eukaryota; Filasterea; Ministeriida; Capsasporidae. Gene Ontology annotation, cellular component: signaling receptor complex; membrane. The transcript has 2 exons. Gene Ontology annotation, molecular function: transmembrane receptor protein tyrosine kinase activity; ATP binding.